UUCCGAAAACCUAGCACGCUCUCCCCAUUCCCUUAGUCUCCCUGCCGCCGAAAAGGUUGCAGCGGCUCGGCAGGCCGGCGGCUGCUUCGCCGAAAACCGGCGUCGGUGACCAAGGACAAGGAUCCGGCAAGCUGGAGGUAGUGACGGGCGAGGCGGCACGGUGACCAGCGACAAGUCCACGACGUCAUCUCUAACUCCCAGUACGCCUGCCAGAUACAUCCAUAUACACUCUCUUCAUUUCUAUGUAUGCAACCCCAAGACCUCUCCUCCUUUCAACGUAUGCAACCUCAACCUGAUCCAGUCUUAUCUUCCUGCGCCUCUCGUCUACUUGGAUUUUCCUCGAGUAGCUAGUUGGAUCCCCAAACAGAUCCUCCAGUCUUCUUCUUCCUCGCGCACAUGUCGAUCCACCUGCUGCCACCGGUUGAACCAUAGUCAGUGUCGCUGCUGCGCCGCCUCGAUCGCCUUGCCCUGCCCGAGCCACACCUAAGUGGUCAUAGUAGAUAGUGUGAAAUUGAUUGCACAUCAGAUACAUCAUACAUGGAUCAUGAGGUCCUGGAGCGUAUACUUGAUGGAAGAGAAAAUCCGACAAAUCUAUCACUCUCACUUUUGAAGGAUAUCACCGAAAAUUUCUCAGAGGAUCGAGAAAUUGGCCAUGGUGGAUUUGCAACAGUUUAUAAGGGAGUGCUCCCGAAUGGGAACGUUGCGGUAAAGAGGAUAAAGAACAGUCAUUCAAUCAAGGAGACAUUGUUUUAUCACGAAGUUGACAGCCUGUUGAACAUUGAACAUGAAAAUAUUAUACGGUUUCUUGGCUUCUGUGCUAGCACAGAUCAGACGGCAAUAAAAAUUGAAGGAUUGAAACAACAUAUUUAUGCCGAGGUACGAGAAAGACUACUCUGUUUUGAGUAUGUUAGCAAUGGAAGCCUGAGAAAGUAUAUUACAGAUGAAUUAAGGGGACUUAAAUGGGACACACGUUAUGAAAUAAUUAGAGGCAUUUGUGAAGGUUUGUACCAUCUGCACCAUGUAAAGAAAAUAUACCAUAUGGAUAUGAAACCUGAGAAUAUACUGCUAGACAAUGAUAUGGUUCCGAAAAUCACUGAUUUUGGUUUAUCGAGACUCGAUGAGAAGUCACAAACCAUGAGUGAAGUCCGUCUUGGAUCACUUGGAUACUGUGCUCCAGAAUACACAAUUCAGGGAAAGAUGUCUUUCAAAUCAGACAUGCUCAGUUUGGGAGUUAUAAUUAUUGAACUAGUGACAGGACAAAAGGUGAUCCCCAAGAAUAAAAACAAUGUACUUAGGAGAUGGAGGCAUAGAUGGAGGAAAACAGGGAAGGGAACACAGUUGGUUUACCAACAAGUAGAAAAAUGCAUGGAAAUUGGGUUACUUUGUCAGGAAAUUGACCCGUCUGAACGACCUUUUAUAUGGGAUAUCAUAGAUGAUAUCAGACAAGUGGAACGUGUUAAUGGGUCAAUCAGAAAUGACUCUGAAUAUAAGUUUGGACAGGCAAGCUCGUAUGCUCCCUUAGAAGUACAAGUUAUCUAUGGACUACACUCCCUAGUUGUCUCCGUCUUAUGUUAUACACAGUGGUGGAGCUACAGUCUAGCCAGCCUCGGCAACUGCCUGGGCUCUGGAGUGUAUCCUCAUUCAACCCAUUUGAUUAAAUGA
This is a messenger RNA of Triticum aestivum (bread wheat), 1662 nucleotides long. RefSeq names its product putative receptor-like protein kinase At4g00960. Lineage: Eukaryota; Viridiplantae; Streptophyta; Magnoliopsida; Poales; Poaceae. The transcript is spliced from 8 exons. Gene Ontology annotation, biological process: protein phosphorylation. The coding region runs from base 538 to 1662 and encodes 374 amino acids. The record is from RefSeq and is a predicted model, not a curated record. Gene Ontology annotation, molecular function: protein kinase activity; ATP binding.